Messenger RNA from Otolemur garnettii (small-eared galago), 1043 nucleotides. Its product is annotated as olfactory receptor 56A4-like. The transcript has a single exon. Bases 102 to 1043 code for a protein of 313 amino acids. Gene Ontology annotation, biological process: G protein-coupled receptor signaling pathway. The record is from RefSeq and is a predicted model, not a curated record. Gene Ontology annotation, molecular function: olfactory receptor activity; G protein-coupled receptor activity. NCBI's taxonomy places the organism in Eukaryota, Metazoa, Chordata, Mammalia, Primates, Galagidae. Gene Ontology annotation, cellular component: membrane.
CCAAAGUCUACUACAUCUAGGACCCAUAUUUUCUAUGUUAAUAUACAUUCCUUCUACUUUUUAAGGUACUUUGGAUUUCCAGAUUGAUUAGGAUUCUCUACAUGGCAUCACCCAGCAACCACUCCACUGGCCUCAUCUCUGAAUUUUUCCUCAUCUGCUUCCCCAACUUCCAGAGUUGGCAGCACUGGCUGUCCCUGCCCCUCAGUCUUCUCUUCCUCCUGGCUAUGGUGGCCAACACCACCCUCCUGAUCACCAUCUGGUUGGAGGCUGCUCUGCACCAGCCCAUGUACUACCUGCUCAGCCUCCUCUCCCUGCUGGACAUGGUACUCUGCCUCACCGUCAUCCCCAAGGUCCUGGCCAUCUUCUGGUUUGACGUCAGGUCUAUCAGCUUUUCUGCCUGCUUUCUUCAGAUGUUCAUCAUGAACAGUUUCCUGACCAUGGAGUCUUGUACAUUCAUGGUCAUGGCCUAUGACCGCUAUGUGGCCAUCUGCCAUCCCCUGCGGUACCCAUCCAUCAUCACUGAGCAGUUCGUGGUUAGGGCUGCCAUCUUUGUUGUGGCCCGAAAUGGACUUCUUACUAUCCCUAUCCCCAUCCUUUCUUCCCGACUCAGGUAUUGUGCAGGGAACGUCAUUAACAAUUGCAUCUGCACUAACCUGUCUGUUUCCAAACUCUCUUGUGAAGACAUCACUUUUAACAGGCUCUACCAGUUUGCGGUAGGCUGGACCCUGCUGGGCUCUGACCUCAUCCUUAUUGUUCUCUCUUAUUCCUUUAUCUUGAAAGUUGUACUAAGGAUCAAGGCUGAGGGUGCUGUGGCCAAAGCCCUGAAUACCUGUGGUUCCCAUUUCAUUCUAAUUCUGUUCUUCAGCACAGUCCUACUGGUUCUGGUGAUCACCAACCUGACCAGGAAGAGAAUUCCCCCAGAUUUCCCCAUCCUGCUCAACAUCCUGCACCACCUCAUCCCUCCAGCUCUGAAUCCCAUUGUUUAUGGUGUGAGAACCAAGGAGAUCAGGCAGGGAAUACAGAAACUGCUGAGAAAUUUGUAA